Messenger RNA from Alternaria metachromatica, 1419 nucleotides. RefSeq lists its product as uncharacterized. NCBI's taxonomy places the organism in Eukaryota, Fungi, Ascomycota, Dothideomycetes, Pleosporales, Pleosporaceae. The record is from RefSeq and is a predicted model, not a curated record. The transcript is spliced from 5 exons. The coding region runs from base 1 to 1419 and encodes 472 amino acids.
AUGCGCGACAUCGACUGCAUCAAAGGCAACGAGAAGCUUCUCGAUGACUUGAGCAAAUGUGUCUUGGCUAGCUGUAAGCCAAAAGAAGCACUGAAAGCGGCGAAGAGGUUUCUUACUGAGUUGAUGGAUGCGCCCAUUCGAAACAAGACGGAACAAGGAACAGUCACUACAAUAGUCUUUGGAGUGCUAUCCUUGGGAGCCUACAUUCUUCGCGUAAUCGCACGCCUACCCUGGUUCGGCGGAAACUGGGGCAUUGACGAUUGGGUUAUGACUGCGGCCAUCAUACUCAUCAUCCCGCUCACGAUAUGCGCGUACCUUCUGAACCUUUUGGGGCUGGGUACGGAUAUGUGGAUGGUGUCUUUCGAGAACAUCACCAAGAUUCUCGAGAUCUUCUACUACACUGAGCUUCUCUACCUUGCGUCAAUCGCAUUGACCAAGAUAGCAGUCUUGCUCUUCUACCUUCGCAUCUUCCCUCACCAAGGUCUCCGGCGCGUCAUCCACGUUACCAUCGUAAUCUGCAUCAUGUACAUCAUCGCAUUCGUUACAGCGACUGCGCUGCAAUGCAUCCCGAUACGCAUUGCGUGGGAACACUGGGACGGCGAGCAUCACGGAAAAUGCAUCAACCUCAACGCCGAUGCCUGGGCUUCUGCCGCGGUCAACAUCCUUCUCGAUCUAGUCGUCAUUGUUAUCCCUAUGAGAGAGCUCAGCAAGCUUGCCAUGACCCGUCGACGCAAAUUUGGCAUCAUGUGCAUGUUCCUAGGUGGAGGCUUCGUCACCAUCGUCAGCAUCCUCCGCCUCAAAUACAUGAUCCAGUUUGCGCAAACCACCAACGUAACUUGGGAUUACCUACCCAUCGGAUACUGGUCCGCCAUCGAAGCCCAUGUCGGUGCCAUCGUCGCCUGCGCACCCGCAAUCCGCCAACUACAACGUUCCAUCCGCGAACGCAUCUGGCCCAAACAGAAGACACCAAGUCAAUACUACUAUGCCGAGAACUCCGGCAACAGCAGCAAGAAGAACAACGGCAGCAAAGACCUCAAGUCCCGCAUCUGGCUACCAAAGACCGAUCGCUCCCAACUGAGCACUCUGGGCCGGAGCAAGAUGGACAAAGACGACUUCGUCCGCCUAGACGAGUACGAGAUGGGCGUUGGCAUGGGCGGAGAGGACGACGUCCUCACAGAUAGGAAUUCACCGGAAAACUCAUCGGAAGGGUCGCUGGAUAGGUCGUUCAAGUCGAAUGAGGAUGUGCAGCCGUUGGCCGAUGUAGCGGCGCCGGCGCCGGUAGUUGGUUCUCCAAUGGGAGGUAUCAUGGUGCAGUCGGAGUACAGUGUUGAUCGGGGGAGCUCGCAUCCGAGUUUGCAGGCUUUACCGCCGAUUCAACAUAAGAAGGAGAAGUCGUUGGAUGCGAGGAGGUGGCUUUGA